This is a messenger RNA of Penicillium crustosum, 1182 nucleotides long. Its product is annotated as DMT family transporter. The transcript is spliced from 4 exons. The coding region runs from base 1 to 1182 and encodes 393 amino acids. NCBI's taxonomy places the organism in Eukaryota, Fungi, Ascomycota, Eurotiomycetes, Eurotiales, Aspergillaceae. The record is from RefSeq and is a predicted model, not a curated record.
AUGCGGAAUGCCGACGCCGAAGGCCGCCCUAUGCUGCAUGAAACCAGAAGGCCGACAAUCCAGAGUAAAAGUCCGGAACGCGAUGCUGCCAAAGCAACCCGCAAGAAAUACCUGGUUGCAUCGGGAUUCCUCUUGCUCAGUUUGAUUAGCUUCGUGGUCCAAACAGAGACCGCUUCAUACAUUCAAAAUGAGUUGCACUGGAAGAAGCCCUAUUGCAUGCUCUAUAUGACUCACGGGUCAUGGUCCUUGCUCUGGCUGGUCCAGCUUGGUAUCCUUCGGCUACAGAAACGGAAACUCACGUGGGACGCUUUCUGGCGGCGCCACGUCUUUUUCCUUCGCACCACUGCGCAGAUGGUAGAAUCGCAAGAAUUACAUCUAAGCACUCGCUCGUCCAAUCGAUCCCCAGUCCCCUAUAUGCUGAAGACCACCGCCUUUGUAACUACUGCUCUCACAGUCGCUGGAGGAUCAUGGUACGUGGCAGUCAACAUGACCACUCCUAGCGACCUCACAGCAAUUUACAACUGCUCGGCAUUCUUUGCGUAUGCUUUUUCGAUUCCGCUAUUGAAUGAAAAGCUACGGGUCGACAAGGUCUUCUCCGUGGCCGUGGCUACCAUUGGCGUUAUGGUUGUUGCCUAUGGGGAUGGGCCUAAUAAGAAGGCCCCAAAGGGAGGCACGGAUAACACCGGGGGGCAGAACAGAUUGCUCGGAAACAUUGUUAUCGGCGUUGGAAGCAUUCUCUAUGGGCUUUACGAGGUGCUCUAUAAACGCUUUGCCUGUCCCCCCCGAAGCCUAAUCGGGAUUUUCACCCUGUUGGUACUAUGGAUCCCAUUGCCAUUUUUGCAUUGGACGGGAUGGGAGACAUUUGAAUGGCCGACUGGUGAGGCAGCAUGGAUGCUGCUCAUCUCCGUGGGUGCUAAUGCUACCUUCUCGGGCUCUUUCCUUGUGCUCAUCUCCCUUACAUCGCCCGUUCUGUCAUCGGUAGCCGCUCUCCUUACCAUUUUCCUUGUCGCUCUGGUGGACUGGUUCCGAACUGGAGAUUCACUUUCUAUGGCCUCUAUCAUCGGAGGCCUUUUGAUUACGGUGGCAUUUUUCAUGCUGAGCUACAGCACGUAUAGAGAGAUGAACGAGGAGCGAAAGAAGCAUCUCGAGAACGAUGAGCUCGAGUCUGACAGCGAUGCAUAA